AUGCGAACGAAAUCAGUAUAUGUCAACAUUGAAGGUGACCGUGCUCACGCAGUGAAUACUGCUUGGGCAAUGUUGACCUUAAUAUAUGCUGGACAGAUGGAACGAGAUCCAACACCACUUCACCGUGCUGCAAAGGAGUUGAUCAAUAUGCAGAUGGAUACAGGAGAAUUUCCACAGCAAGAACACGUCGGAUGCUUCAACUGCUCUCUUUUCUUCAAUUACCCCAACUACCGCAACCUGUUCCCCAUCUGGGCUCUCGGGGAGUACCGGCGCCGCCUUUGCUCGAAAAGCACAGGCGGGUGUGCGCCAUCGUCGUGA
Molecule: messenger RNA, 318 nt
Organism: Triticum aestivum (bread wheat)
Lineage: Eukaryota; Viridiplantae; Streptophyta; Magnoliopsida; Poales; Poaceae
Product: achilleol B synthase-like
Exons: 4
Coding region: 1-318 (105 amino acids)
Biological process (GO): triterpenoid biosynthetic process
Cellular component (GO): lipid droplet
Molecular function (GO): intramolecular transferase activity
Source: RefSeq, a predicted model, not a curated record